UUUCUUUCUUUUCGGUUCUGGGUGUUGAGUUUUUGCCCUUUUUCUCAUUUGCAUUGUGCUUUCUCCCAAUUAUAUCUUCCAACUUGUCUGGAUAUGUGAGGUUUAAUAAGAAGUUGUCAUCUUUGGAUAUGUGAGGUUUAAUCGGAAGUUGUCAUCUUUUGGAUCUUUAGAGGGCAAUUUGCUUACGGAUCUCAUCGCAUGCCCUUGUUUGUUUGUUGGGUGGUACAUGCUUUUGGAGCUAUUUAUUUGUUUAUUCGUCGGAUUGCAAAUCUUUUAUUUCUUUCAAGAAUUAUGGAUCUUUUAUUGCGAUUUUAGGUUCUUCGAUGGAUAAGCCGGACUCCUCUCUGUCUUGGUGCUCAUGUUGCGAUUUGGAUUGAUGGGUUUGUAAUGGAUUUGCAGUCAUAGUCUAUCCAGUCGUUCAAAAUAGCUUUUUGGUACCUUUUGGGAUGGGUUAUUGAGAUGCUGCUUUCAGCUUCUUUUUAGUAAGGGAAGAACUCAGAGAGUGGUGGAGUCCAAAGAUGGGACUAUCUCUGUGGCUUCUGCAUUUAGUGGUCAUCAAGAAGCUGUUCAAGACAGAGAUCACAAAUUCUUAUCAAAAGCAGUUGAAGAAGCGUAUCAUGGAGUUGAUUGUGGUGAUGGAGGUCCUUUUGGUGCGGUUGUAGUUCAUAAUGAUGAAAUAGUUGUUAGCUGUCAUAAUAUGGUCUUGAAAAACACAGAUCCAACUGCUCAUGCUGAAGUGACUGCAAUAAGGGAGGCUUGUCAGAAACUUGGGAAAAUCGAACUCUCUGAUUGUGAAAUAUAUGCGUCCUGUGAGCCUUGCCCCAUGUGCUUCGGUGCAAUUCAUCUUUCCAGGAUCAAGAGGCUGGUCUAUGGAGCCCAGGCAGAGGCUGCAAUAGCAAUCGGAUUCGACGAUUUCAUCGCUGAUGCAUUGAGAGGCACGGGAUUCUACCAGAAAGCCCAUUUGGAGAUCAAAAGAGCUGAUGGUAAUGGAGCCAUUAUCGCAGAACAGGUCUUUGAGAAGACCAAGGAGAAGUUUCAGAUGUACUGAUUAUUGGCUGCCUGGAGAGAGAUCAAGGAGUACCAAACAUAUGGAAUGUCUCCCGAUUCCUAGGGCAUGAUGCAAACUCUAGACAUACUUUUAUUGGUUUUGGUACUUCUAGUGCUCUUUGGGAUUAAUAAGUGGCCGAAUUUAUACAUCAUUUGUCAUGCUAAAGAAGUCUUCCAGAUACGCAACAGCCAA
Messenger RNA from Elaeis guineensis (African oil palm), 1240 nucleotides. RefSeq names its product guanosine deaminase. The record is from RefSeq and is a predicted model, not a curated record. Gene Ontology annotation, biological process: tRNA wobble adenosine to inosine editing; purine nucleoside catabolic process. Gene Ontology annotation, molecular function: zinc ion binding; tRNA-specific adenosine deaminase activity; guanosine deaminase activity. Lineage: Eukaryota; Viridiplantae; Streptophyta; Magnoliopsida; Arecales; Arecaceae.